Bemisia tabaci is the source of this 1749-nucleotide messenger RNA. RefSeq names its product O-fucosyltransferase 2 (gene O-fut2). Gene Ontology annotation, biological process: protein O-linked glycosylation via fucose. The record is from RefSeq and is a predicted model, not a curated record. Gene Ontology annotation, molecular function: peptide-O-fucosyltransferase activity. Lineage: Eukaryota; Metazoa; Arthropoda; Insecta; Hemiptera; Aleyrodidae.
UCCACGAUCCUGAUCCACGCCAAAGACAUCCACGCAAACCGGGGGAAACCUAGUAUGUCUUAUACCUUCAUAAAUACAUAUUUUUCUUUAUUUAUUGACGCGUUUUGUAGUGGUUACUGUAACUUUAAUACGUCCGUACCAUGAAGUCAGUCAUAAACUCCUAACAGUUGAAAACAUUCAGUACCUUUGAGAAUGACAUUAGCCCACUGAGUAUGAGUUCUGAAAUAAAGUAUGACUUAUAGUUAGACCAUGGAUGUCGUAACUAUUCUCAUCGCCACAUUACUGUUGUCUGAUUCUACAAUUAGGACGUCCUGUCUCGAGGAUAAGUGUGUUUCAUAUCACGAAGAGUCACCUACCAAUUCUAAGAGAACAAAUUCCAUUGCAUCCUCUGUUCCGAGGUACAUUCUUUACGAUGUUAAUGCUCCAGAAGGGUUCAAUUUAAGAAGAGAUGUAUUCAUGAGGAUGGCUAUAUUUGUUAGGAGUCUAGCAGAUAGUGGAGAUUGGCACCUGGUCCUCCCAUCUUGGACGCAUCUGUACCAUUGGAAAUCACCGUUUACUCAAAAUCACAUACCCUGGUCCCAGUACUUUGAUCUCCCUAGUUUACAAAAGUUUGCACCAGUCAUUGAAACCUCUCAAUUUUUUCAAGAGUAUGGCAGUAAACCCCUUGAUGCUGUGUACAUUUUGCAAAAUUUCAAAAAUGCAUGGAAAGGUGACUUCAAAUGGGAAGAAAAAUGGAUUUUUGAAAAUUGUUCUUCCAGAAAUAGUUUUUCAAGGGAUGGAGAUGGAUUAUACCAUGGCGAUGUCUGGGGCUAUGACAAUAUAACAGCCUUUGAAGUGAAGUGUGUUUCCUUCCAAGGUCAAGUUAAACAAUUGAAAGAAUUGUUGGAACUAAAUAGAGAUAGAGCUGUUUUGAUUGACCAUGCUGAAAUUGCCCUCCACAAUCAUUUUGGUAACAGAGAAUACUGGAGAUGCCGUCGAAGUAUGCGUUUUGCGAAACAUCUGGAGGAAGUUGCUAAAUAUUUCAGAGCAACUUUCUUGAACUCAACUGAUGAAAGUGAUGGCAUAAAUCGUCCUGAUGAUUGGACUCAAGAAAAGCCCCUGCGAAACGCAAAGGGCGGCCCUUACUUUUGCGCUCAUCUGAGAAGAAGAGAUUUUUUAAUGGGUCGACCCAAUCUUGUCCCUAACUUCGAAAAUGCUGCCAGCCAGAUUAGAAAGUAUCAGAAAUCAUAUACAGACGUAGAAACAAUUUUUAUUUCCACGGAUGCAUCCCAAGAAGAACUUACAGAGCUGAAAAGUUCUUUUCAAGAUUUCAACAUCGUCAAAUAUGAACCGUCACCUAAUGAAAUUAAGAAGUUCAAAGAUGGUGGCAUUGCUAUCAUUGAUCAAAUAAUAUGCUCUCAUGCAAGGCUUUUCGUGGGAACUUGUGAAUCUACUUUUUCAUUUCGAAUCCAAGAAGAAAGAGAAAUAAUGGGCUUUAAUCCUGAAACCACCUUUAAUUGUUUCUGCGGAAACAACGUAACAGACUGCACUCAGCCCUCUAAAUGGUUAAUCGUACAUUAGCCAUUUUUUGUAGCAAGAACCAUAAAAGGGUUGGCUUCAAAAAUCAAAUAGUCUGUUCUGUGAAAAACCCCUGCAAUUGCCGUAAUGACCAUGAUGUGGAUGAGAAUUACUACCAUGCCAAGGAAAAACGCUGUAUGAUCAAUCGAAUGUUGCCACAUUUCUGGUGAUACAAGAUUUAUUUUGGAGGAA